AUGGAGUUUAUAAACACGAAUUUCUUAAUGCAAAAUGAUUUUAAAGAAUUAAAUAAUUUCGAUACGUUCCGCCAAGAAGUACCACAGAAUUCAGAGUUGCCGAAUUAUUUACAAAUGCUGUAUGAGUGUGGCGGCGAGAGGAUUGAUCAGAUGCAAGGAUACCAACAGUUUGGAGUUCAGGAGUUUGAUUGGCAGAACUGGUGGGGAGAACAGAUGGUUAAAGAAGAGGAGGAGGAUCCGGGCGCUACAACUAGUCUUCAGGAAGAAGAAUUGAGACUGCCUGCGGCUCGUAAAGAGAGGACGGCGUUCACAAAGACACAGAUCAAGAGUCUAGAGGCUGAGUUUGAACGAGCCAACUACCUCACACGACUUAGAAGAUACGAGAUCGCGGUCGCCUUACACCUCACUGAGAGACAGGUAAAGGUGUGGUUUCAAAACAGAAGAAUGAAAUGGAAACGAACCAAAGGUGUCGCGAAGAGCGCCAGGAGAGUCGACUAG
Danaus chrysippus (African queen) is the source of this 498-nucleotide messenger RNA. The record is from the annotation of a GenBank genome assembly. NCBI's taxonomy places the organism in Eukaryota, Metazoa, Arthropoda, Insecta, Lepidoptera, Nymphalidae.